AUGAACACCAUCCAGGAUAAUGCUGCUCAGUCGAUGAGAGAGCUUCUGAAAUCGGUUGCUGCUUACGUUCUUGAGUCUACCGAGAUGAACGAUGAUGGUAUUGUUUUCAAGCACAAGGUGACGACUGACAAGGAAACGGGCGAAGCUGUCCUUGACUUUACCGGUGAUGGUUUCAUAGUAUCCGAAGCCCUUGGUGACAUUCCCCCGUAA
Messenger RNA from Clonostachys rhizophaga, 210 nucleotides. The record is from the annotation of a GenBank genome assembly. Lineage: Eukaryota; Fungi; Ascomycota; Sordariomycetes; Hypocreales; Bionectriaceae.